Messenger RNA from Uranotaenia lowii, 678 nucleotides. RefSeq lists its product as uncharacterized. The record is from RefSeq and is a predicted model, not a curated record. Lineage: Eukaryota; Metazoa; Arthropoda; Insecta; Diptera; Culicidae. Bases 138 to 575 code for a protein of 145 amino acids. Gene Ontology annotation, biological process: tRNA 5'-leader removal. Gene Ontology annotation, cellular component: ribonuclease P complex. The transcript is spliced from 4 exons. Gene Ontology annotation, molecular function: ribonuclease P RNA binding.
GGCAGCAGGGUUAUUUUGAACAUAAACAAAAAGACCUGCAGCAGCCGUCUGCAUGCAGGAUCUGCAGCGAUUUGCGGACGAUGCUUGAUUCUUUAUUUACAUAAGGUUUUGUUAUAAACUAAAUAGCUAUUAAAAGGAUGGUUCGAGUGAAAAACAGAUACAUCUUGGUGCAAAUAGUUUGCAACAAUAACUCAGGAGAAGGGGGUUUCUCCUUCACGUCUAGCAAGCUGGCCGAACUGUUACGGUCCAAGAUCGAGAAAUAUUAUGGUGAGUUUGGGUUAGCUAGCACCGUACGGUUGCAUGUGAUGUAUUUCAACGAAAAGACCCGGCUAUUUGUCAUCCAGACCCGUCAUGGACCGCAUCGGUUUGUGACGAGCAUGCUCCCGUUACUCACCGUGGCCGGAACUGAACCGGUGCGAUACCGGACGCUUUAUGUUGGAGCAACGCUGCAACAGUGCCAAAAGUUCAUCGUCAAGUAUCAACAGAAUUUUGUGAACAAAAACAUUGGUAAUUAUAAAGGUGAGGUACAGAAAAAGCUUUUCGUCGAGAAAGUUACCAAGAUAAAUCCUAGUUGAAGAAGAGCGCAUUCCUCACAGUGCAUGUAGAAGAAGUGAACAACAAGCUGCUAUAUAAGUGUACAAUAAUAAAGAUUGCAAGAGAAGCAAAAGCGAACAAUCA